AUGGAGGUGCGGCGGCGAACGACCACGGCAUCGGCGAAUGGAACCCAGACACAGCCAUACCACGAGCUCUUAGACGACAAAACGCGCCGCACAUCUGAGGCCAUUGGAUUCAAACAUUGGAUGUUUGUGAUCGCAUUGGUCGGCAUCAUUUAUGGAGGCGUUGUUUAUCUUCAUAGACGGAUGCCGCCAGUGGUUCCAAGCAACCAUCACACCGAAUUCAGUGAAGAACGAGCUCGUGUAUUACUCAGGGAACUCACCGCUUUAGGACCGCGGCCUAGUGGGUCUGAUGCAUUGGAGCACAAAGCGUUCGAUAUAAUGCAACGUCAUAUUGGCGUAAUUGAACGACAGGUUGCAUCUAAAGGUGUAAAUCGGAUCGAGAUGGACGUCCAGCGUCCGUCCGGCUGUUUCGAUCUCAAAUUUCUGUCGAGCUUCACUCUUUGUUAUGAAAAAAUCACAAACAUUGUGGUGCGCAUUGGUCCAACGAGUGGUCCGACGAAUCAAGCAUUAAUGCUCAACUGUCAUUAUGAUACUAUGCCGGAUACACCUGGUGCUACUGACGAUGCAGUAAGUGAACAAUCGAUUGAUAUAUUUCCGCACUAA
Cooperia oncophora is the source of this 600-nucleotide messenger RNA. The record is from the annotation of a GenBank genome assembly. Lineage: Eukaryota; Metazoa; Nematoda; Chromadorea; Rhabditida; Trichostrongylidae.